Molecule: messenger RNA, 5295 nt
Organism: Taeniopygia guttata (zebra finch)
Lineage: Eukaryota; Metazoa; Chordata; Aves; Passeriformes; Estrildidae
Product: G-protein coupled receptor 183-like
Biological process (GO): G protein-coupled receptor signaling pathway
Cellular component (GO): membrane
Molecular function (GO): G protein-coupled receptor activity; oxysterol binding
Source: RefSeq, a predicted model, not a curated record
AGAGCAAGAGCUCGUGAGGCACCAUGAAAAUGGCUCUUGUGGAGAACGUGUUUCUGCCCACCAACCUCACCUCCAGCAACCAGAGCAGCUGCAAUGUGCACAAUCACCACUUCUCAACCAAAGUCACCUUCUCCCUUUUCUACAUUAUCCUGCUGGUGUUCGGUGCCUGUGGGAAUGUCCUGGCCCUCUGUAUCACCUUCCAGCGCAGGAAGAAGAAACUGAACUCCACUGACCUCUAUCUGGUGAACCUGGCCCUCUCCGAUGCCCUCUUCACCCUGGCACUGCCCGGCAGGAUCGCCUACUACAUCCUGGAGUCUGACUGGCCCUUUGGGGACUGGUUCUGUCGGAUUACAGCUUUCAUUUUCUACAUGAACACCUACGUGAGCAUCUACUUCAUGACCUGUGUGAGCGUGGACCGCUACGUUGCCGUGGUGCGCACCAGGCACCCUGGCAGGAUUCGGAAGAUGAGCCGUGCCAGGGGCAUCUGUGUCCUCGUCUGGUCCUUGGUGUUCCUGCAGACGGCUCCGCUGCUCCUGCGGCCCAUGACACGAAGGAUGGGAGACAAGCUGACAUGCAUGGAGUACUUCAACUUCGAGGAGAUUCCCAAUCUGCCCUACCUGCUCCUGGUGGCCUGCAUGCUUGGCUUCUUCCUGCCUGUGGGCAUCAUCUUGGUGUGCUAUGUGAGGAUCAACCUCAAGCUCUGCCAGACAGCCAAGGAGAACCCGCUGACAGUGAGGAAUGGGCACCACCACAGGGCCUUCACUGUCAUCCUGGUGGUUCUGCUGGCUGUCCUGCUCUGCUUCAGUCCCUACCACCUCAACAUUGUCCAAUUCAUGGUCAGGAAGAUUCUCUACCAGCCAUCCUGCCGUGAGCAGCAAGCCUUCAAGAUGUCCCUGCAAGUCACUGUGGCAUUCAUGAACCUCAACUGCUGCAUCGAUCCCAUCAUCUACUUCUUCGCCUUCCGGGGCUACAAGCGGAGGCUGCUCCGCAUCUUCAGGAACAGCGGCUCCCUGGCCACCUCCUCCACUGCCAAGACCCCAUCGGAGAGCAACAGCAACAGCCAGCCACCGGGCUCCAGCUCCGUCUAGCAGCACUAGCCCCUCCCUUUUGCCCUGGCCUGUGACUUAUGGACCAUCCUUGAUGGCAGGAGGUGGAGUUGAGCUGCAGGACCAGCACCUUCAACAGGCUCCAUCGCUUCCCUGCCUGGAGCCAGGGGCUCUCUCAAAGCCAACCCAUCCGGGACAAAGCCCUGCCUGGCUCUGCAUGCCUGGCUCUGUGCUCAGCGCUGCUGCACCUGCCAGCCUGGAGCACGGAGAGGCACCUUUUCAUCCCAGCCCCAGAGGAGGCAGCUCCUGCAGCUGCUCUGUCUGGCAAACCCAGCUGAAGGUUUCCCAGUGCUGCACUGCACCUCUCUCCUGUGCCUGUCCGCACCCCCUGUGGGGCUGAGGUGUGCUGGUAACCACCAUGGAUGUCCCUCUGUCCCCUUCCCCUGCACUGCCCCUGGAGCAGUACAGCAGCAUCCCUGCAGGCUUCAGGGCGGACAGCACGGAGGAGAUGAACUCAGGGCGCUCCAGGAAAAGUCUGGGAUGUUAUUUGCUUGUAGAAGAUGGCCUGUAGUUCCUUCUCCACACUGACAAUCAGCAGCACUGUUGUCUGCCUGCCCAGCAUCCCGCUCCUGCACCAGGGCUCUGCAUGGGGCAAGCAGUAAGUGUGGGGUAUGUGGGAGAUGCUGGAAAAGUCCUCUCCUAAGGAAGAGGUGUGAGGAUGUGAAUUUUUAGAGCUCCUGGAUGUGCUGCUGCCUACAUUCAUCAUUUGGUCGACUGCUUCUUCUCCAGGGGGCCCUUCAUCACACCUGACCAUACUGUGGUCACCCUGGGACCCACUGAUAGGAAGGGGAUCAUAGGGAUGGCCUGGAUCCCAGCCCAGCUCUAAGGCUGCAAACCAGCCCUGGAUGUACUCAUGGGACAAACCUUCCCAUUACUCCUUAAUUUGAAGGGAGUAGAGAAAUAGGGACAAGAAAUGAGGGUGGCCUUUUGUGACCUUGACCGACCUUGAAGCUGGUGCCCUGAGGAAUCUGAGAGCCCUGCUAAGGGAGGUUGCUUGUGAUUAUUGCCACAGCAAGAGAAGGAGCCCUGGGACAUCAGGAUCCUGCUGAGGUUUGUGCCUCUCAGAUGAGGCAAACGUUGGCAGAAGCCUCCUCAGCUCUUUGCUGAAAUCACUAGACUAUGAUAAAAGAAACCACACAGAGGAUUUCACUGUUCCUGGCAUGUCUAGCCUUUUGUUUGAAGUUGGAAGGGACAGACACACACAGAGACCUGAAAAGGAAAAAACCUGCUUAUAAGGAAAGUAUACCUGAAAAGUUUUCAUGAACAGACAGUUUUGAUUAAUACAAAUAAUUCUUUAAGGUUAUAACCUUUUUUUAUGCCUAGAAAGUUAGUAAUAGUCACAUACAGCCCUUUAUUAUUUUAAAUGCACAUGAACAAGCUUUUGGACAGUCAUGGUUUUACUUAUAGGUAUGGGUCUGAAGGCUGAAGGUAUGCUGAAGGCUGACAAAGAGGGAUGUCUAAAAUAACUCAGGUGGGAAACUGACUCCAGUAGGUCUUUUCUGGAGGCUGAGCCCUCCUCAAAGCAGGUUCAACCUUAGUGCUGACCUGCAGAGGGCCUUUGUCCUGCAAAGCAUAUUACAAUGGACAAGAAAGAGCUGGGAGGAUAUCAGUGCUCUGAACACCCUUGAAGGAGUCUGGCUAGGUUGGUAGUUGCUGUACAGUUACAUUGCCCUAUUAAUAUGUCUGGGAAGUGAUGGCUGGAAGGGAAUCUCUGCAUCACCUCACCCAACAGGCCACCCAAAGCAGGACCAUGCUGGCACAAUGUCAGGUUGGACAUGGCUUCAGACAUGUCAUGUUCAGACAUGGACAUAUCAUGCAAACAAGGCUUAGAAACUUCAGGCAAGGUGGGUCCCCUUGCUGAGGUGACAGUUCCCACUCUGCAUUGCCCUCUGGAUAAAAACAUUUUUCCCACUGUCAUGUCUGAACCUCCCCACCCACAGGUGGUGGCUGUUGCCCCUAACAUCACCUACUCAUGCUAUGAAGAGCUUGGCUCUGCCAUCUUUGUAACUCAAAUUCUGCAGGACUGUGUUGGGGAUUGCCAGUGGUUCGUAGCUAUUGGUUUCCAUGUGAGCACCAGAGCAGGGGUCUGCAGCAAUGGCCAACUCCUUCUCAAGAUCAAGACAUUGAGAUGUUUUGCCAAGCUGCAGUCCACAGCUGAGAAAAAGCCAAUCUAUGACCAAGCCUUCUCAGGAAAAGGUGGAGUAUAAACAUAAUCAUUUGCUCCUUAUUGGAGUCUUUUUUUCUCAGAAGUACUUUAUUAAGAAAGGUACCUCCACCUCUUGCCACCAGUAGGAGCCUUUGGAGUAGGAAAUAUCUGAAGAGUUGGGUAUAGUGCUGCAAAAUGCAGGAGUGAUCUGGCCUUUCUCCUCUGGAUGGAUACCUGCCUCGGCUACUUUGCUUUUGAAAGUACCAGUCUGGGGACAGCAGGCAAUUAGCUGGAGCUGAGGGAACAUCCACAAGACGGAGAAGGAAGGGACUUGGGCAGAGUGGUCAAGAGGAAUCAGGGCAAAGGAGAACUCUAAAGAACCCUCUCUUGCCCAAAUUAGCUUGCCCAGCUGCAGGUGAUCCCUGUCUGCUUGAAAAAGGAGCAUUUCUCUAAAACUGAAGAGAAAACACAGACAGCAUUUUGUCUAGAGGAACAGUUUUCUUACACUUUGCCAUUCACCUGUUCAGUCCAAGCUCCUCGCAUGAUUCUAGCCCAGCAGCUACCGCCCGCUGCCACGCUUUGACCCCUUGGAAUCACAAAAACACAGAAGCACAGAAUCGUUUAGGUCAGAAAAUACCUCUGAAACAACUGGGACCAGCCAUUAACCCAGCACUGCCAAAGCCACCACUAAACCAUGUCCACAAGCGCAGCACCUGUCUGUCUUCUCAAGACUGCUCCACCGGCUCCGCCCGGCCGCGGCUCCUGCCCUGCCCGCGGCUCCGCAGCCCCGGCUGGGGUACCCGAGGCGGAGGGAGCCCCGGGGCGCACUGCCAGCCCCCGGGAUGGUGCCUCCGGGCCUCCGCCAAAAGAGGGAGUCGGAACCUCUGCUCGGUGUUAAAAAUACGCCCACGAUUUUAAGAAGCCGGUGCCAGAUGGGGCUGUGCUUCCCCCACGCGUCUGCUGCCGCGUAGGAAUGUGGCGCCUUUCGCAAGCCGGGUGGUGGCGGUGAAUGGGAAGCACAGGACAGCACACUGGGAUGGAAGGUGCUCUGUGCAGCACUGUAACUGCACAGUAUGCAGGUAAUUCUUGCUUUUCUGCAGCCUAUUGGUGCUGUACUGUCUUCUAAGAGAAGAUUGCACUUUUGUCUGAGGGCAGAGAGUACACUUUGUGGACACACAACCAUAGGUAGUACAUGCAGAGAUAUAGGAUAUAGUAUAUACUGUCUGCAAAUGAAGAAUAUCCUGGGCUGCGUCAAAAGUAGCAUGACCAGCAGGUCAAGGGAGAUGAUUUUGUCCCUAUAUUCAACUUCAGUGCAAUCCCACCUGGAACACUGCAUCUCGGGUCUCCAGUGCAGGAAUAACAUGGACCUGUUGGAGGAAGUCCAGAAGAGGGCCACUGAGAUACUCCAGGUUGUGGAGCACCUUUCCUCUGAAGACAGGAUGAGAGCUUUGGGAUUGUUCAGCCUGGAGAAGGAUCCUGGGACACCUUAGAGCACUGAAAAUCUAGGUACCUGAAGCCUCCAGGGCAGCUGGAGGGGGACUUUUGACAAGGGCCUAUUUUGACAAGAGCCUGUAGUGACAGAGGGGGAAUGUCUUCAAACUGAAAGAAGGCAGGUUUAGAUGAGAUAUUAAGACAAAGUUCUUUACAUGAGGGUGGUGAGACACUGGAACAGGUUGCCAAGAGAAGCUGUGGAUGACCCAUCCCUGGAAGUGUUCAAGGGCUGGGUUUCAUGGAACUUUGAGCAACCUGGUCUAGUGAAAGGUGUCCCUGCCCUUGGCAGGGGGGCUGGGGAGAACUCAAACAGAACAGCUUUCUUCCCUUAGCAGUGGUUCCCAACUUACACACCUCUUCAGUCUGUGCUUCAAAUUGCUCUGAGCUGAAACUAUUGCAUGUCAUACACAAUAUUUGUAAGCCAUCUUUGUAAGCCAGUAAAAUAUUGUGAUGUAACAACGCACAUAUCUACUAAAAAUAAAAGCUUCUCAUGGCCGAAUAACAAGCCCCACUGUGAUCGAUCAGGCCAGAAGAUGUGGGCAUCCAUUUUCU